Molecule: messenger RNA, 2496 nt
Organism: Oncorhynchus nerka (sockeye salmon)
Lineage: Eukaryota; Metazoa; Chordata; Actinopteri; Salmoniformes; Salmonidae
Product: son of sevenless homolog 2-like
Exons: 12
Coding region: 190-2496 (768 amino acids)
Biological process (GO): Ras protein signal transduction; positive regulation of GTPase activity
Cellular component (GO): plasma membrane
Molecular function (GO): guanyl-nucleotide exchange factor activity
Source: RefSeq, a predicted model, not a curated record
UUAAUAUUGAGUGUAUGGUACUGGGACACAUAUUUUACAACUCUUGAUGGGUUUCAGCAGCAUGGCCUUCGUCAGGGAGUACAACUGUUGGUUUGGCAAUAAUAAUAUUUGAUCUUUCCCAGGAUUGAGAUCCCUGAGCCAGAGCCCACAGAGGCAGACAAACAGGCUCUAUGGAAUGGGGAUCAGCCAAUGGCUGCAGAGCUACAGAGGUUCCGCAGGGAGUACGUCCAACCCGUCCAACUCAGGGUUCUGAAUGUGUUUCGUCAGUGGGUGGAACAUCAUUUCUAUGACUUUGAGAACGACCCCGAGCUACGAGGCAAACUGGAGUACAUCAGCAGCAUUCUACAACUCCGAGGAAAGUCGAUGAGAAAGUGGGUGGAGUCCAUCAACAAGAUCAUCAAGAGGAAGAUGCAGACUCAGUCCAACGGGUCAGCCACAACAUCACCUUCGAGAGCCCGCCCCGCCCAUCGAGUGGCACAUCAGCCGCCUGGGUGUAUUGUGGAAGCAGAGAACCUGGAUGAGAGAGUAGCGGUGUUAACGCGGGUCAUUGAGAUCCUCCAGGUGUUUCAGGAGCUCAACAACUUCAAUGGUGUUCUGGAGGUGGUCUCUGCCAUCAACUCUGUCCCCGUCUACCGGCUCGACCACACCUUCGAGGUGAUCGCACAGCCAGACAUACACAAACAGACGCACCGUCAAGGUGAACACAGCCCAGACAUGUACCGUAGGGUGACGGCCCAAAUGUCCAUAGCUGAAGGUUUCAAGGAGGCAGUUCAGUACGUCCUGCCGCAGCUCAUGAUGGUUCCUGUAUACCACUGUUUGCACUACUUUGAACUACUGCAGCAGCUGCAGGAGCACAGUGAGGAGCAGGAUGACCGAGAGGGUCUGAAGCAGGCCGUCACCGCUCUGCUCAACCUCCAGUGUAGCGUGGAACGCAUCUACACCAAACACCUGCCCCGACGCAAGCCUGGUGAACCCAUGUACCGUCUGUACAGCCGUCAGGUGCGCAGCAAGCAGCUGGCCAUCAAGAGGAUGAACGAGAUCCAGAAGAGCAUCGACGGCUGGGAGGGGAAGGACAUCGGCCAGUGCUGUUCCGAGUUCAUCCUGGAGGGGGCUCUCCUCCGCGCCGGCGCCAAACACGAGCGACACAACUUCCUGUUCGACGGCCUCAUGAUCAGCUGCAAGGCCAAUCAGAGCUCCCGACUCCCCGGUUCCGGAAGCGGGGCCGAGUUCCGUCUCAAGGAGAAGUUCGUCCUGCGGAAAGUCCGCAUCGUGGACCGCGAGGACUCGGCGGAGUUAAAACACGCCUUCGAACUCGUCGGUAAAGACGAGAACUGUGUGGUGUUCUGCGCCCGCUCGGCGGAGGACAAGGGGGCGUGGAUGGCGGCGCUGGUCACCCUGCAGUACCGCUCCACGCUGGACCGUAUGCUAGACACUGUCCUACAGCACGAGGAGCAGGCCCAGCCCCUCCGCCUGCCCUCCCCCGAGCUUUACCGUUUCACUGUGCACGACUCCGAGGAGAACAUCGUGUUUGAGGACAGUGUCCAGAGCAAGACGGGGAUACCUAUUAUUAAGGCUGGGACGGUGGUCAAGCUUAUAGAGAGGCUUACAUACCACAUGUACGCUGAUCCCAACUUUGUACGCACCUUUCUGACCACCUACCGGUCAUUCUGCAAGCCCCAGGAGCUCCUGAGGCUGUUGAUAGACAGGAUUGAGAUCCCUGAGCCAGAGCCCACAGAGGCAGACAAACAGGCUCUAUGGAAUGGGGAUCAGCCAAUGGCUGCAGAGCUACAGAGGUUCCGCAGGGAGUACGUCCAACCCGUCCAACUCAGGGUUCUGAAUGUGUUUCGUCAGUGGGUGGAACAUCAUUUCUAUGACUUUGAGAACGACCCCGAGCUACGAGGCAAACUGGAGGAGUACAUCAGCAGCAUUCUACAACUCCGAGGAAAGUCGAUGAGAAAGUGGGUGGAGUCCAUCAACAAGAUCAUCAAGAGGAAGAUGCAGACUCAGUCCAACGGGGUCAGCCACAACAUCACCUUCGAGAGCCCGCCCCCGCCCAUCGAGUGGCACAUCAGCCGCCUGGGUCAGACGGACACCUUUGACCUCAUGACCCUUCACCCCAUAGAGAUCGCCCGCCAGCUCACCCUUCUGGAGUCUGAACUGUACAGGGCUGUGAGGCCGUCUGAGCUGGUGGGGAGUGUCUGGACUAAAGAGGACAAGGAGAAUAACUCUCCCAACCUGCUGAGGAUGAUCCGUCACACCACCAACCUCACGCUGUGGUUCGAGAAGUGUAUUGUGGAAGCAGAGAACCUGGAUGAGAGAGUAGCGGUGUUAACGCGGGUCAUUGAGAUCCUCCAGGUGUUUCAGGAGCUCAACAACUUCAAUGGUGUUCUGGAGGUGGUCUCUGCCAUCAACUCUGUCCCCGUCUACCGGCUCGACCACACCUUUGAGGUGAUCGCACAGCCAGACAUACACAAACAGACGCACCGUCCAAGGUGA